Messenger RNA from Aspergillus viridinutans, 720 nucleotides. RefSeq lists its product as uncharacterized. The record is from RefSeq and is a predicted model, not a curated record. Bases 1 to 720 code for a protein of 239 amino acids. NCBI's taxonomy places the organism in Eukaryota, Fungi, Ascomycota, Eurotiomycetes, Eurotiales, Aspergillaceae. The transcript is spliced from 4 exons.
AUGGACUCCAAAAUAAUUGUGAUCACGGGUGCGAACACAGGGAUCGGGCUGGAGACGGUGAAAGCUCUCUGCCAAUCUAAUCAGAAAUAUCAUAUCCUACUCGGCAGUCGCAAUCUCGAAAACGCCCAGAGCGACGAAUCGAUCGAUGCAGCCUUUGGGCAGAUUGCAGCCAAGUAUGACCGGAUUGAUUGCCUAAUCAACAAUGCUGGCGCUUCCUUUGAUUCUUAUAUUGAUCAAGGCAUGACAGCCCGCCAGGCAUGGAACAAAUCCUGGGACGUAAAUGUCACGGGUGCACAUAUCAUGACGACUAAAUUCCUUCCGCUACUACUCAAGUCGCAAGACCCGAGGUUGUUGUUCAUUACGAGUGGCCUGUCCUCACUACAGGGCGCUUCCGAUCCUCAGAAUCCGAAGAAUGUCCUAGCACCAGCGGUGCUGUCCAAGGCACUGCCGUUUGUCGGAUAUCGAUCAGCAAAAGCGGGCCUUAAUAUGUUGAUGGUGGAAUGGACUAAGGCGUUGAGGAACGACGGCGUGAAGGUGUGGGCGGUUGCUCCGGGCUUGCUGGAGACCUCUCUUGGGGGAAACCCAGAGCUGUUGAAGAAACUAGGGGCGAAAGAUCCCAAAAUUGGGGGUGAGGUUAUUCGUCGAGUCGUGGAGGGCGAACGUGAUGCGGAUGUUGGGAAGGUAGUGCGCGAAUAUCUGUCGCCGAUUCAACCCUGGUAG